AUGGCUCCCGCCUCGAUUGCCGCUGCAAUUGCAAUACCUCUACUUAUGCAAUCCAUCUUACAUAUGCCGAGCUUGCCUGUCUUAGUAAUGCUAUUUCCUUUGGCGUGGACCACAGAUAGGAUAGUUAUAUUUAUAUCUGGCUCUACAGCGGGACCUACAAGAGGAAAUGCUCUCUGCGAAACGGGAGUAGUCGUUGUUGCAUCAACCAUCAUUCUUUGGGAAGAAUAUCGACUCACAGUACCUGGUAUAAUCUUUGGAGUAACCGGAAUACUUUCUUGUGGGAUUUCUAAAGCCUUGCUUUCCCUAGCUUGCAGACGGAUCGAACUCAAUAAGGCCCCUCCAGUCCUAGUGAGCGCUCACCAUGGAUUUAUUAUUCUGACCGCCGUGUUUGGUCUUGUCGUCACCGGAUUCUCCAGUUAUGCCUUCGAAGAUUUUACUCACUCGAGUCCAAUUCUGAGCCAUACCUCUGUAUUGCUUUUCAUCAAUUUUGGUUCUACUGCUGCAGCCAUACUAUCAGGAAAUUCGUUGCUUGCAUAUUCCCCAACGCUUUUUGUACGAACACCUCCAGAAUACAAUGAUGACAUAUCACUUGUCUCUAAUAUUGUUGCAUCAAGCGCUUCAUCUACCUUGAUCUUUUGGCUUUCGAUGCUAUCUAACCCGAUAUCUUAUGUCUCGCCGGUGCAGCACAUAGUAUACUACACUACAGUAAUUGCUUUACUUGCCUUAUCGGGAAAGUCCACCAACACCAGUUCACAUUAUCACAGUCUCAGAGAAAGUGAAAGAAUGAUCCCCGGUCCAACGUUUCGCGCAAACUCUCCUGCUGAAGUCUCGCGAUUCAUAAGUAAAACAGCAGUAUUGAGGAAUGUUUUCUUGGGUUUGACCCUGCCCAUAAUUUGGUUACUUGUAUCAGCGAUUAUAACGAGCAAUAAUGCAGUACCUGCCGAUAGCCCCGCACAAUUAGAUAAAAACUACGUUCCCGAGUCUCGUUUUGAUAUAGUUGUUAGCAUGUAUGAUGAAGAUCCAGUAUCUGUCAAGACCAUGCUUGCAUCGAUCAAGUCCACGACUUUCCUCGAAACAAUUCACCCAAGAGUCAUUAUUUACACCAAGAAGCCGUCAUCCGAUCUUACUGCGCUACGAAAUUCUACAGGUGCAGAUACUGUCCAGCAGCUCGAGAAUCGCGGACGAGAAGGUGGCACUUACCUACAUCAUAUUGUCACAAAUUGGGAUAAUUUGGCUCAACAAACAAUGUUUAUUCAAGCACAUGCUCAUAAUAUGCGCGAGCUGAUACCUCGUAUUGAUAAUUACCUCGUUGAGAAGACGGGGAUGCUUAACUUAGGGUUCGCCGGUGUGCUAUGUAAUAGCAAAGAUUGCAGUGAUCGAUGGGGUUGGGAAGAUCAAUGGGGAAUGGUGCCAUCUUUAUAUAAGAGACUGCAUCAUAAUGAGACGUGUGAGGAGCCUGUCUUGCUGUCUUACAAAGGACAGUUUAUAGCUUCCGCAAAUCGUAUUAGAGGAAUUCCACUUGGCAUCUAUGAGGAAUUGCUUAGUGCGAUAACAUCAACGACUGGUUGGAGCCACAAUGAGACUAUAAUUGGUAAUAACUUGGACAGGCCGGAUGCACCAUAUUUCGGGUAUACAGUUGAGAGACUUUGGAAUUUGCUUUUGCAAUGCUCGAACUUGCGAAUCGCAACUAUGUGUCCAAGUUUACUAAGUCAACGGAGAAGAUUCGGUAGGAUCGAUGAUUGUCAAUGUUUAGAUUAA
Molecule: messenger RNA, 1758 nt
Organism: Botrytis fragariae
Lineage: Eukaryota; Fungi; Ascomycota; Leotiomycetes; Helotiales; Sclerotiniaceae
Exons: 2
Coding region: 1-1758 (585 amino acids)
Source: RefSeq, a predicted model, not a curated record